AUGGACGAGAUUGGCAGGCCUUCUGUUUGCGGAAAUGCAGAGGAGAGACGGCCGGUUCCCAAAAACUCUAUCCGUGUCGCCACUGCUGGCAUAUAUAGCCAGCCCUCUGCUCGUCGCGACGACGGGGCUUGUCACUUUAGAAAGUCCGACGGGAGUCCCAUACGGAUCCACACUCCCAGUCCACCCCGUCCACCCUCUUCCGCUCUCCAAUCAUCCCCCGACGACCCUCCCACAAUGGCGCACCAUGCCUCAACAGUGUUCAAGUCCCCCGACCCACACCAGCCCAUUGCCGUCCUUCUCCUCAUCGAGAACUCAACGAACAUGGCCGCGGUGUGGCCAGAUCUGCGAGAUCAAUACCUAAGACGCCUGCUCGACAGCAUCGUCGCCGCAAAUCCAGGAGCUCCGGUGGCCGUCACCAUUCUGGAGACCUCGGCAUGUAAUCACGGAUCCCCUCGUUCCAGUCCUCGCCCAUAUCUUGAUACCCACCAAGGAUUAUACACCGUAAACUUCGACCCCUCCCCCGAGAACUGCGUCUCUGCCGGCAAAAUCGAUGCCUGCAUCAACUAUCUCGACACCGCAAAGUACUCUGGCCAAUUGUGCACCGCGCGUCACCUCAUCGUGGCAGCGGCAACAGCCCCCUCCGAUGAUUCGACAGGAAUGCUGAUCCCCGAAAAUUAUUCCCCAUGGUUUUCCCUUUCCAGCAAACUGGCCACUAAAAAUGUCUAUUUCCAUAUUGUUGUGAGUCCCCAACAAGACAUGGGCCCACUAACAAUACUGUUUGAAGAUACUCUCCGAUUACAGAAAAACAUCGAAGACGUACCGCCCUUUGCGGUUGAUCCUUUACGAAUGGUUUGUCGGCUCUCAGCCAGACCGAAUUAUUAUCAGCCCUUUACGGAAUCCGAGAGCUCUGCUUCCUUCUCCCCACAGCGCAUGUCAGGGCCUCCCCGCCGGAAUUCCUACCCUGCGGACAAUUUCUACGCAGAGUCCUUCGAGGACGGCAUCCACGCGGGCGAGAGCGAGUCGCCCAGCCUCGUCACGCAGCUGCAGCAAGUCCACGGGCUCACCAAGAAGAAGGUCUACGGCGUCAAACCGCCCCGACAGCCCUUUGUCCGCGACGAACGAAUCAACGUGAACGUGCGCGACAAGUACCGCUCUAAAGUUCCCCCGGCUCCCUUGACGAUGCCACUCACGCUCUCGGACCAAAUACCCUCGCCGACCGCGGGCGGGCGCACGAUGUCUGCGUCCCGCGCGGACAGGAUGAACCGACUGAGCCAGGGCGGCAGCCCGACGGACCUGCACUCGGCGGCCCCGGCGCGCGCGCGCCAGCUCGGGUGGCCUGCCAAUGCUGCCCGCCGCGGCUCGCGAUUGUCGACACCAGAGCCGGGGGAAGGCGUUCCGAUGUCCUCCUCGCCGGCCAGCACGUCGACGACGUUCACAGACAUGUCGCCGGGUAGCUCGUAUGGCGGCGGGCCGUCGGACAUCUCGAGCCCGGUCACGCCUGGGACGUCGGUCGAGGAGCUCUAUGGGAUGGCACCUGGCGGUGGUGUGCCCAUGGUGGGUGUCUACCAAACUGGAGGGAUGUCAGAUCCUGGCUGGCCCCAGCAGCAGCACUCUCAACACCCACACGGUCCAGUCCACCCCUCGCCAGGAUUCUCGUCGCACCCCCACGUACACCCCCACCACCCUCAGUACCACGGGGGCUACAGCACCGCAACGGCGACGUACUUCCCGCCCAUGCCCCAGCAGUUCUACACGGAGACAAGUCACGUGGUAGGAACCGUCGAGACGGCGCCAUCGCAGAUGUCGACGAUGGUGGGAGGAGGCCAGAGUCAAGGCCAAGGUCAGCAGACAGGGCCCCAGCAUGCGGUGCCGGGCCCAGCAGGAGGGAGACCGGCAGGCGCGGCGGCGAUGCAGAAUGGGGUGAUGCAGGCGGGCGCAUAUCCCGGUUCUGGCGGCCCGUACGCGAGCGUUUCUGUUUCUGGAUCCCCCCCGCCGAUUGUCCCGUCGCAGGCACCGCUAAUGGCGGGCGUGGGUGGUGGUGCGUCGCCCGGGAGCGUGCCGGCGAGUGUGCCGGCCACGGCGAGCACGAGCAUGCCGCCCCCGCCCGACCCGACGCACACACACGGGCACAUUCACAAGUCCUCGCAUUCACACUCGCACUCGCACCCUCACUCGCUCACACACUCCCACGCACACCCGAACGCCCACGCCCAUCCCAACGCACACAACCACGGGACCCCACGCCCGCACGCCCACGCGCACAGUCACAGUCACAAAAGGGCGACCCCAGAGGAGGACGAGGAGCGCUUCACGUUCGGGAAGGACUUUGUCGCGGCGACGGCGGCGCUGUUCGAGGCGGAGGUCCUGCCAGCGUACCCCAACUUCCCUGGCAUGCGCUCGGGGCUGUACGAGGCGCCCCUACCAGACAGCCUACCGGCGAGCGAGGCGGGCGAACUGUAUGCGAGUAGGAGGAAAGUGGUUGAGAUGCAGGGCCAGAUGCCGAGUCAGGCGCAAAUGAACGGGGCUCAGAUGCAGCAACAGCUACAACAACAACAUCAGCAACAGCAAGAGCUACAGCGCCAGCAGGCCAUCACCUCGUACGAACUCGGCCACCCUCACCUUCCACACCCCAACGCAUUCUCCCAUCACCACCAAGCCGCACAGGCACCCCCAAUGUCGAUGUCGAUGUCCGCGCCCAUGUCAAUAGCGCAGCAGCACCCACACCCGUAUCCCCAGGGGUACUCUUCCCCUCCAGGCCACCCCGGGAGCAUGAACGGUAUGAACGCCCGAGCGGCCUCGUUCGCGAGCUACCCAUCGCAGUCCUCUAGCUACCCACCGAAUUAUGGGUCUUCCCUAACCGGGUGGGCGGGGUGA
Cyclocybe aegerita is the source of this 2874-nucleotide messenger RNA. NCBI's taxonomy places the organism in Eukaryota, Fungi, Basidiomycota, Agaricomycetes, Agaricales, Hemipholiotaceae. The record is from the annotation of a GenBank genome assembly.